Molecule: messenger RNA, 3088 nt
Organism: Sinocyclocheilus grahami
Lineage: Eukaryota; Metazoa; Chordata; Actinopteri; Cypriniformes; Cyprinidae
Product: A disintegrin and metalloproteinase with thrombospondin motifs 15-like
Exons: 7
Biological process (GO): proteolysis; extracellular matrix organization
Cellular component (GO): extracellular matrix
Molecular function (GO): metalloendopeptidase activity
Source: RefSeq, a predicted model, not a curated record
UCACAGGACCUGUGUGGGGCCACCACGUGUGACACGCUGGGUAUGGCUGAUGUAGGCACCAUGUGUGAUCCUAAGAGGAGCUGCUCAGUGAUUGAAGAUGAUGGUCUCCCCUCAGCCUUCACCACCGCACAUGAACUAGGGCAUGUGUUCAGUAUGCCACAUGACAAUGUGAAGGCUUGUGAGGAGGUAUUUGGAAAGCUCAAGGACAACCAUAUGAUGUCUCCCACUCUGAUCCAGAUUGACCACAACACGCCCUGGUCUGUCUGCAGCGCUGCCAUUAUCACAGACUUCCUGGACGCUGGCCACGGUGACUGUCUGCUGGAUCAGCCCCAAAAGCUACUGGCUCUUCCAGCUGACCCUCCAGGUGUCAGCUACUCGCUCAGCCGUCAGUGUGAACUGGCCUUUGGCUCAGGAUCCAAGCCCUGUCCUUACAUGCAGGCCUGCUCCAAACUGUGGUGCACGGGGAAAGCUAAAGGACAGCUGGUGUGUCAGACUCGCCACUUUCCCUGGGCUGAUGGUACGGCCUGUGGCAGCAACAAGCUGUGUUAUCGGGGGAUCUGUACUGAUAAGCAAAAUACCACCAAAAACAAGGUAGAUGGCCAUUGGGGUCGGUGGGUUCCGUACGGUCCAUGUUCCCGUACUUGUGGGGGAGGUGUGCAGCUCGCCAAAAGGGACUGUAACAACCCCGUCCCUGAAAACGGGGGCAAAUACUGCCAGGGACUGAGAGUGAAGUAUCGUUCCUGCAACUUAGAGCCCUGUAAAGACUCAGGAAAGAGCUUUCGAGAAGAGCAGUGUGAGGCGUUCAAUGGCAUCAGUCUGAACACUAACAGACUAAGCCUGUCUGUGGUCUGGGUCCCGAAAUACUCUGGAGUCUCUGUUAAGGACAGAUGCAAGCUUGUCUGCCGAGCCAACGGCACCGGAUACUUUUAUGUCCUUGCGCAGAAGGUGGUGGACGGGACCCCUUGUUCUCCUGAUACCUCAGCACUCUGUGUUCAGGGGAAGUGCAUUAAGGCUGGCUGCGAUGGCAAACUGAGCUCCAACAUGAAGUUUGACAAAUGUGGUGUGUGUGGUGGAGACAGCCAAAACUGCAAGAAAGUCUCUGGAAUGUUCACAAAACCCAUGAAUGGAUAUAACUUUGUGGUGACUCUACCGGUCGGAGCUGCAAACGUGGACCUAAGGCAGCGCGGUUACCGCGGUUUGGUUAACGAUGACAACUAUUUAGCAGUAAAGAACAUCCACGGCAAAUAUCUCCUGAACGGAAACUUUGUGGUUUCAGCUGUAGAAAAAGACAUUAUUGUAAAGGGAAGUCUGCUGCGCUACAGUGGAACGGGCACAUCGGUGGAGACGCUGCAGGCCUCCAGACCUCUCAAAGAGUCUCUCACGGUGGAACUGUUGUCGGUGGGUAAAAUGACACCUCCUCGAGUGCGCUACUCCUACUACCUGAAUGUGGGAAAUAAAGAGGGCAAGGUCCUAAAGAAGGAGGAGAGGAACCCUACGCAGAACAGUGUGCUGGAGGACAGCAAUAAAGUGGAGCUGAAGAAGCCGGCCUAUCAGAUGCCUUCUUAUAAGUGGGUGGUGGCGGAUUGGAAAAAGUGCUCGGUUACCUGUGGGAACGGGGUUCAAAGUAGACUGAUACAGUGUUUGGAUUCGGAUGGGGAAACAGCUACACAUUGUGAUGGCACACAAAAGCCCAAUGCCAUAAGGGUGUGUGGUGACCCUUGCCCAACUUGGAGCAUUGGCGAAUGGUCCUCAUGCUCUAAAACCUGUGGGAAAGGCUUUAAGAGACGCCCACUACGAUGCAUCUCUCAAACUGGGCUGCUUUUACCAAGAGACAACUGCUCAAGCAAAAGAAAGCCACAGGAACUGGACUUUUGCAUUGUUUGGCCCUGCUAGUGAACGCCAAAGUGAUCGUUUUAUGUGUGCAUCCUCUGUUGCCUCAUUUGUAAUGAGAAUAUUCUCACAAAGGAUGUCUUUUACCAUUGCAAUGUUACAUGUUAAGGUACAGCUAUUGCCUACCUCGAAAAAGACAGGAUGUUUUAAAGCAACCAAAUAACACAGACCAUGUAAAUCUGUAAAAUGUUAUGUUUUGGCAUUAAAACUUUUGCAAAAGCAGACUUUUACAGUAUCACCUCUACAUAUGGUUGUAGAAAAAGUGACAAAAUCAGAGAGUGUUUGAAAUUUGUAUUCAGACUUUAAAUACAUGUGAAUAAUUUGAUCUAAAUGUGAAGCAUAUUGUAUGCAAAAAUAGGGUGACUUGGUCCAUGCACUAUUGAUCAAUUGUAUUCGUACAUUAUAUUAGGCUAAGAUAGUCAGUAGAUGAAAGCAUUCCUAAUCAUUGAAGGUUCAACGAGCAGAAUUUAGGGGUUACAUAUAAGAGAAUAUUACAUUUUAGAGAAGACAAAAUAAUGAUGCCAAAAGUAGGCUUUUAGUUUGGGUUUAGUGAAAGUAAUCAGUAAUUUACCCUCUCAUUUUGGGCAGAUUGUGAACACAUACUUACAUUUAUAAAAUCAUGUUAAUGUUUAGUAUAAUGGUACUGUACGCAAAGGGAUAAAAUAGUUAAAUACUAUAAAUAAAUCAGUUAAUAUACUUUAUGGCACAAAUCUUCAUCAGUUCAGCUAUCUAUAUAAGUAUACCAGUUAGAAAGUCUUUGAGUAUUUUUAUUUUUUUAUUGUAUCCGAUCUCUGCUAAAAGACACUGAUGUUGAUAAAGCCUCGGUACUGCAAAUGUUGUGCAAAAGCAACUUCUUAUAAAAUAUGAUUUCAAUAUCAAAAAUCUGCACAGGAUACAGAGGAAAACAUAAGAAAUAUUAAACUCAUGCAGCUGCUACGGCCACUAUGAUUUUAGCUGUAAAGUCACCAUGUUUCUUAGAUGAAAAAUCAACAGUAUGUUUAAUUGUAAGUGUAUUAGAUGUAUUCUCUGCUGGAUCUAUGAAGAUACAUUGUAACUUGUGUAAACCAAACGUUAUUGUUGAGAGCAUCUCAUUCAUUCUUGUAUCAUUAUGUUUUCUCAUCUUUUGAUAUUAAUACAGCAAAAGGCGCUUAUGUUUUUCUAUUGGAAUCCGUUGUAUACUAUGUAUACAUCCAUCAAC